This is a messenger RNA of Annulohypoxylon maeteangense, 1796 nucleotides long. RefSeq lists its product as uncharacterized. The coding region runs from base 219 to 1643 and encodes 474 amino acids. The transcript has a single exon. Lineage: Eukaryota; Fungi; Ascomycota; Sordariomycetes; Xylariales; Hypoxylaceae. The record is from RefSeq and is a predicted model, not a curated record.
CAACUACAUCAACGGAACAUUCUCAUUGGAUACGACUAGUUAAACUGUUAAACACCCACCUAACCUACCUGCCUGCUUACCUAGUAGUAUUUACCUCUUUGCUCAUCGUACAUAUCAUACACGUUGCUAUCUGCACUUCGUCACCUUGCAUUGAUAGCCUACCUCGUCAAUUCACUAAAAUGCCCCUUGGCGCUCAGCAGAUAUGACACUGACGAUAAAUGGAACAACAGCCAGAGGUGGAAAUAUUAGUCCAUAUUGGCGCUCCAAGCAGAGCAGUCGAUGAUACUCGGUACCGGUCCCUUACUACUUCAUAUCUAGAAUUUCAGCCAGUGCGCCGUGUCGAAGUAUUUAGCCAAGCUUCCUCUAGGCUAGGUAGGAACGACGAAAUAAAAAAAGAUCAGGGAAAUCUGCAGGAUCUCUUAAGGGACAUAUCCACGACCCAACCGUCAAGUGAGCCCUUCGGCACUCUUAAAUCGCCCCAGGCCUCAUUUCAGAGUGUGCUGGACAAUGCAGGCUCGCCCCGCGUGCCCAAGAGAUGCAUCCCCGAAGAUGAGUCAGCAAGCGCCGCAGAAGGGCUGACGAUGCCGAUGACACAAUCGUCAUGGCAAAGUCCAUCUAGCAUAGUACAAGAUUCGUUCUCGGAAAAUCACAUUGACAUCUCUAAUUUCACUUCCCCUACGAGAGUUUUAGAGCAUUAUCUUCAACGUUUCGAUUCUCCAUCGACGGGUCCGACCGCUUCUCAGAGGAGCGUCAACAGCAUCUCCCGUGGUAGCACUUCUCGAAAUUCUGAUCAUCCUAGAUCUGUGGCCAGACAUUUAGCCCCUUUAGUGCCAUGCACCCCAUCAGUUGUGCCAUGCACGCCUCCCGGCGACUCCCUUUCUCCCGUUGGGGGUUUAUCUAGGAGGGCGUACGCAAUGGAACACCAUAAAGGAUCAGUCCAACAAAAUCAACAGCAGAAUUCACAAUCGCAGGACGAGAUAACCAGUGAUGAUAUCAUUGAGGAAACCAUUAUGGAAUCAUCGCCAGACCUUCGGUCUCUCGUCAGAGCAGAUUCCGAACCAGUGCCAAAUAAGCAGUACAAGCCAAGCUUAAGCCCGCGGGCUCUUCUCAGAGCAGCCAGUGACAUUGGUCCAAGGCCAUCUUCUCACCAGAGGUCAUCUGUCCUAACCGUCAGCUUCCUGAGAGACCACGGAUACACUUACGAUAGUCUAGAAUUGCGGGCGCCGGAUCCCUCUAUCUCUAUGAUGGAGGUCGGGUCAGACAACUUCAUUACACCUGGGCUGGAAAGGCUGGCUCAGGACCUUAACAUCCCAAAACGAUAUAGGCCAAAAGAAAUGAAAAGAGAUUUACGCCCUUUUGAACGGGGAUAUUGGCUUGUGGAUUGUUCAGCUUGGGAUUCGCAACUCAAACGGGACGCCUGGGCAUACCUGGCAAAUUACAUCGGGACUGGGGUUGCGGGAUGGGGUAUUUGGUGUAGGAGGGAUGUAGAUUUUCGGUCGCUUCGGGUUUACUGUUGGGGAUUGGUGACAGCCCACGUUUACUUACUAUUAUACUUGGCUAGCCAGCGCAAGAUCCUGUAUACUGGGAGCUCUUGGGUUGAUAGCGAGGGCAUUCCGGUUGUGGUGAUGGAGACAAGGGACUAGAUAUGGAGCAUAAUUGGAGAGUAAGAUGGCGAUGAUAUGAGGAAGUCUGGUCACGGCGCGUGAGAUAGAACUUCAAUAAUAGAUACCCUUGGCACGACAUAAAGACCUUCGUAGCUAAGACUAUUCAUAAAAACGAGCUCUCUUAUUUCACGC